GCCAAGCCUCGGUCGGACAGAGACGCUGCAGCUCCGCUACCAGUGACAGGGAAGCCGCAAUAAGAAGGGGAGACAGAAAAAGUGAACCAAGGUGCGGAGGCAAGUUUGAGAAAUCUUUUUCAGGCCGACGGUCUGCGAAUCUGAAGUGUGCGCUCCUUUUGGUCGGAUACAUGACUGAACUCAGACAGACGGUCCUGAAGCUGAACCUACUGCUGUCUGGGAGGCAGGAGGCGUAAAACAAGUUCACAGAGGGAAUUUAACAGCCACAGCCAAACGCUGGCAAGGGUGGCGUGGGCAUGGAAAAGGCUGGAGUGUGGAUAUUUCUGAUAACAGCUUGUGUUAUUCCAGGAAUAAAUGGACAGACUGUGGAAAUGGAUGAUGGGAAAUCGGGAUAUGUUGGCUCAAGGGUGGAUCUCCAGUGCCGGUUCAUCAACAGCUCUCCUCCUGUCAAAAUCUCCCAGGUAACAUGGCAGAAACUGGUGAAUGGCACUAAGCAGAACGUAGCAAUCGCAAAUCCAUCCCUAGGUGUGUCUGUAGCCCCACCCUACAGGGACCGUGUUACCUUCAAAAAUGCAGCAGUGAGGCGACGAACUCCGACUCUCGAAGACACCACCAUCACCUUCUCUUCACUUCGCCUCACUGAUGAGGCUGCCUACAUCUGUGAAUACACAACAUUCCCGGCAGGAAACCGAGAGAACACAGUAAAUCUGACUGUCUAUGUUCGCCCAACAACUCAGAUGAGUCUAUCCACCCCGACACUGGUGGCUCGUUCAUCUAACCUGAAAACUCCAGUGGCUACCUGCAUCUCUGCCAAUGGAAAACCACCUGGUACCAUCAGGUGGGAGACCAGGGUACCUGGAGAAGUGACCACCCGAGAGUAUAAAAACUCAGACGGGACAUUCACGGUUCAGAGCGACUACAUUUUGGUGCCCAGCAAAGAAACACAUAAGGAAACACUCACCUGCGUCACCACCUACAAUGAGGAAGUCUACACAGACAGCGUCACCCUCGAUAUUCAGUAUGAGCCAGAUGUUUUAGUGGAUGGGUUUGAUGGAAACUGGUACCUGAACCGCGAGAAUGUUCAGCUGAGCUGCAUAGCUGAUGCCAACCCCGCCGUCUCUCUGUAUCAGUGGAGAGUGAUUAAUGGCACCAUACCGAACAAUGCUGAGAUCCGAGACAACAUCCUUACCUUUAAAGGGCCAGUCACAUAUGACCUGCAGGGAACCUAUGUGUGUGAUGCAACCAACAGCAUCGGGACACGAUCGGGCUAUAUGGAGGUCAGCAUUAUAGAAAAACCAUUACCACAGAUCGCAACGAGUGAUGUCAUCAGUGUAAUCGCCUUAUUAUUGGCUGCUGGAGUACUUAUGGGCAUUACUAUCACAGUCCUGGUGCUUAAAAUAAGAAGUAGAAAGCAUGACCCCUCCGACUCUCCGUCAGGAAAACUGUCCCAGCCGAUUAGAAAAAGACCAGCAGAUGAUGUCCAGCAUUCAGGACGAUUUUAUGAAGAGCUUCCAAGCACAGCCGACUAUGUGAGCUACAGACUGGCUUGUAACAAAGAGGAUUACCCAGAGCCCUACUCCCCUCCAAUCAACCCUCCUCUUACAUUUCUGCCCCAGCACCCCUACCACUCUACACCUCCAAACCCUGCAACGAGCAUCAGUAGCACCACUACAUCAAGAAACACCUUCUCUCCUCCUUCACACACAACUGCCAUCUUUAAGUACCCCUCUGUACCAGGUCUCUCCUCUCCUCCUCCAGGAGUGGCGGCAUACACUUUUCCCAAAGAGCAGUACGUCUGAAACUACAUUGGUGAAACAACACGGCUCAAACCAGAACAAUUCCUUAGAGAAAAUUUAGGUGGGGGGUGGGGGGGACUAUCAGGCAGUGUCUGCGGACAAGGACAAUAAAGGUUUUGCUAUUGGACUUUGAAUUAAGGCCAGUUUGGAAACAUUUUCUCUCAUUUGUCCUGUUUUAAUAUGCUCUAUCUGAUCACUGAAAAAGGGAAAGGGCUGACCCUUGUUUAAGUUUUAGAUUAGAGGAAGGUCAAGUUAAAGGUGAAUUGACUUUCAUUUGAAAAAUGUAUAUUGCAUGGUUGUAUUAGAUUUGAUUAUAUCAGACUGAAUGGAUGGGAUUAUCUCUUGAUGUGGUUGAUUCCUUUGUCCCGUGUUAUAUCAUUUUAUUUUAAAAAAAGAGGAAAACAAAAAAAAAAUGACAAUUUCCUGCUUGAUCUCUGAUGUCCAUUCUCUUCAUCAUGUGCUGUACAGCAGAUGUUACCUUUUGGUUUUACCUCGUGGUUUAUUGUAAUACUUCUACUGUGCUUGUAUUUUGUAUAAUUUACCUUUUUUUUUUUGCUAUGUAAAAAAAAAAAUGUUUUUAUUUACUAAAGAGACUGUUGAUUUAUGAAAUUGAUGUUUUUAUUUGUGGUAUCUGUGGGUUUUAGCAUUCAUUGACACUGGUUGUUUGAUGA
Molecule: messenger RNA, 2467 nt
Organism: Archocentrus centrarchus (flier cichlid)
Lineage: Eukaryota; Metazoa; Chordata; Actinopteri; Cichliformes; Cichlidae
Gene: nectin1a
Product: nectin cell adhesion molecule 1a
Exons: 10
Coding region: 297-1799 (500 amino acids)
Biological process (GO): protein localization to cell junction; homophilic cell-cell adhesion; heterophilic cell-cell adhesion
Cellular component (GO): adherens junction
Source: RefSeq, a predicted model, not a curated record